GAGGCGAGCCUGCGGGCCGCGGCCGAGACGCGCUCCCGCGCGCAGGCCACGGUCGCGGACGCCGCGGAGGCCUUGGCGGCGGCGGACCGCGAGCUCGCCUCGGCCCGCGCAGGGCUGGCCGGGCGCGCGUUGCUGGGCCGGUCGGCGGGAUUGCGCUGGCAGGCGGAGGGGUCCUGGCGCGCGCAGCUGGCGUGCCUCAGAGGCUGGCGCGGCCGCCUGGAGCUCCGCCGCGCGGCGCGGCGGCGCAGGGACGGCGCCGUGCGGCGCCUGGGGGUCGUUGCCGAG
Molecule: messenger RNA, 285 nt
Organism: Prorocentrum cordatum
Lineage: Eukaryota; Dinophyceae; Prorocentrales; Prorocentraceae
Source: the annotation of a GenBank genome assembly